AUAUGUAAGAGCAAACAUAAAUCUGCAUCCUAAAUAUUUACUAAGAUGCUCACAUGUACAAAUACUCAAUAAAGACAAGUUAAUCUUACCAAAUAUUACUAUUUUUUUCAGGAUAACAGAAGGAAUAAUUAAAAGCCAAACAAUCUCACACUAGAGAAUUUAAAUACAAUCACUUCUAACAGGUAUAUAGAAAUUCAAAUUCACAACAAAUUUUCAGAAUAGUUCAAAGAAUUACUGUGAAAUAUUUUAAAAGUACAGUUUAGUUAUUUAGAAAAUAUACAGCUUGCCCUCUUAGUAACCAUUCUUACAUCAAAGGAUAAAAAUAAAUUAUAAAUAUAAUUGAAAACAUUAGUAAAAUUAUUGGAGACAAAAAGAUAAAUAUAACAGUCAGUAAAACUAAAUGUUAACCACAAAAAGUGUAUCUAAAUAAACAAGUAUUUGAUGUUCAUUUACAAGAGCCACAGCCCCGGAUCUGGUAAGCCUCAAUUGGCAAUUGCCUCCAAGAACCAUGAAUUAAUGACAACCACACAACUGUUGAUGUGUGCCAGAUCAUAAAAACUAGUAUGCUGUUUACACAAAGUGAGAUUCCUGUAAGUAUCUGCAGUGCAACUUACAAAGGUCCUUAAAUGUUCAAUACUAAUCAUACACUAUAAUCACCCCUACUGAAGACUGUGAUUUUUCUUUUAAAAAACCAGAAAAUUACUCCCAAUUUUGCCCCCAAAUAAAAUGUUAUAUAGUGCAGCUUCCAUAUGAUUAGUGGUACAUUGCUUCUUAUAGAUCUAAAUCCAAAAAUCAUACUAAUGCUAAUUAAAGCCAUUGUGGACAUCAGUUUAUUAUCAUAGUCUAAGACAAAAAGAUUAAUGUAUAAUAAUGAGCUAAAAUAAGUUAUGUGUAAAUGUAUAGAUAUGCCCUAGUCCUGGUAUUGCCAAUAUGAAAUCAGUGUGCUUAAGUGCUGUACCCACCAGGCUCUCUGCCCCAUCAGAUCUUUUUUAUAUAUACUUAGGAAAAAAUCUUCAUUUUUAAAAAGAAUUGUCAUGUUCUGGCUUCAUAUUUAUUUUUAAACAUGCCUCUGGUUCUAAAUGGCAAAAGAAGCAUUCUUAGAAAAUGAUGGGUCAGUGAAACUACUACUGAAAAAAAAAACCUUUCAGGUGCUCUGUUUCCAACUAUUUUAGCUUAGCCUAUUACACAAACUAAUGUGGUCAAUUUAUCUUUCAGUAUGUCAUGCAAACCCAUAACUGAAUAAACCAUUAUCAGGUUAACCGUGGCUAAGAGUAUUUUGUAAAUACUCUUUUACUCUGUUUAGAGUAGAGGUUUGUUAUUGUUUCCUAUAACGCCCUUAAAUCAUUUUCAGAACAAAAUUGUUUUGGUCAGAAAUAUUAGGCAACACAAUAUUAAUCAAUCUUUGGUCAUCAUCACCCAAGCCUAUUAUUUUGAGUUAUAUAGUUGAUCCAUGAGGAUUUACUUGCACUGAGUAAUCCAACACACAGGGGACAUUUAAAAUGCUGCCCAUUUCAAUCCCUUAUCAUAAUAACAAUAUGUAUUAACCCCAUUCCUUCUUCUAUGGUCACGAAUAGCCAGGAUCUCCAGUCAGCAUCGAAUUCAAUCCUGAAAAAGCCCAUUGCACAGCUACACCUCAGCCUAAAUGUUGGGUUACUGGAAAUAUUCAUGGACAGGUUAAAUUUUCGGUUCCACCAACCUUCAAGGCUAUUUCAGGCCUGAUAUUUUGUUUUGAAGCAAUGCAUGGUCACAUAGUACUAAUUUUAGGCGGUCCGGAAGCGGCUGAGGAUGUAGGCAGUAAACCGUUCCCAGGCACUGACGGGGGGAGAGGGGGGGCAGCACCGUAAGUCAAGAGCCUAGUCCGCCCUUCGCGGAGAGGUCCCUUUGCCCCUCUUGUGCCCACCCCAGAAGCGGCACCACACGCCCUUCUCACGUUCUCUGUCCCGGAGGAAUAAGCCUCACGGAUCCCGAGCGAGCCUCCCUCAGCAGUCCUGUAAAGCAGCAGCAGCAGGAGCCAUCCGUGCACCCAACAGCGUCGCUCCGUAAAAGAAGCUCGGCGGCGGAGGCUGCUUUCCAUGUUUUCCGGAGACGGAGACGCCCGGGGUCAGGACGAUCGGCGCUUGUUUGUACCCACGGCUCGGCUCCCCCCCCCGCCCCCCGGGCGAAGAAAGAGGUGGGGGGGGGAGGCAGCGAGGAAGGAAAGAAGGAGCGGCUGCAACACAGCAGCUCCAUUUCAAGCGGAGGCGCGGGAGCCGGCGGUCACGUGACGCGAUUCCUGGAAAGUUCUUGGAAAGCGGCCUUUGCCUUUUUAAUCGUUCCGCCAGGAACAACGCAAAGCAAAAUAACCGCCGUGAGGGGGGGAAAAAAACACGGCCGGACAUUCGGGCGAGGCACCCCGAAGCUUCCUCGAGAUCGUUUGCAAUGUGUCCGCCCGGGGGGGGUGUUAAGGGAGGGGGGGCGCUCCACAUACUAUCAGCACGAGAAACCUGCCUCUCUCUUCCCCCCUCCCCCCUCCGCACCGAGCAGUAGCUGCCUCAGCCUAUCUUGAAACGGCGCGGGAGGAAAGACGGGGGCAACGCUCGCCUCGCCAUUAUUAAUCCCAGUCAUGACAUGCAACCGCGUCACCCCACUUUCGGAGUUGUUUCGGGAUCGGCGCGCACCAGGCAGCGAAUCUCGCCCGCCGGCCGCGGCUCCUCGCUCCUGUUUACUUGGCGUCCACGCGUCACAUGAAUAUUUCCUGCCCGGGGUUGUAGGAGAAACUCUUGCAGGGGAUAACCUGAGCUGGCCGGCCCGGCGGCCACUCGCCCGGCCUCUCUCGCAGCUGAUGCCGCGGGGCUCUUUCUCUUUUUCCCUCUCCUUUUGAAACAAAAGCCCUGGCGAGCCUCCCAACGGCCUCUCCGUUUAAAAAGCGCCGCGCUACAGAGACCAAGCAUCCCGCCCUUCUGGAUUUUGCCGCGUUUGCUUGGCGAGGCCGGAGGUAAGAGUUUGGCCGCGCGCACACGACUCUUCGCCCCACCGAUUAUUUCCUAGACAGCAGCCAGACUCUGUGCAAAGGAGAGGAGGAGAAAGGCGUGCGCCUUGGAAGCAGCCGGUCAGCCAUCCUCGAAAUCCCCGGCCAGGUGGCAGCUGGGUGAGGCGCUUUCCCGGCGGGUGCCGCUGCCCCUGGUGUGCAAUGGGGAAGUCAGGACAAUAGGAAAGAGGCAGAGAAAAGCGGACGCCCCUCGCCCAUCCCAGCAGCGAACGGAUCGCCUCUCCGAGGGAUGCUCCUCCGUAAGUGAAGAUUCGGAGCGGCGGAUUUCGACGGAAGCUCUCGCUCGGCCCUGGUUCUCCUCAGAGCUGCAGGUCCCUGAGGGCGGCGGUCAGAUGGGCUGGGGCAGCCGCCGGGAGCUGUGGUAAGGGCCCGCCGCUCCUUGCUUUCCCCCUCAUGCCCGUGGUCUCCGCCCCAAAUGACCCUGCGCUCGGCCGAAUCCUCGGAUGGCACCGACAGGGCUGGGCCCCAGUGGGAAGCUGGAGGAGCUUCGGCGGAACCUGCUGAAGGGGAGCGCCUGGACUCUGCCAUGAGGGAGCUGAGAUGCGCGGGAUGGUAUUGGGGAAACAUGAGUGUGGCAGAAGCAAAGGAAAGAUUACAAGAUACAUCUGAAGGGACUUUCUUGAUCAGAGACAGCUCUCACUCAGAGUAUUUACUUACUAUUUCAGUUAAAACCUCAGUAGGUCCUACCAACUUACGAAUAGAAUUUCAAGGUGGUAAAUUCCGUCUGGAUUCUGUUAUCUGCAUCCGAUCAAAGCUCCAGCAAUUUGACAGUGUGGUUCAUCUAAUUGAAUAUUAUGUCCUUAUGUGCAAGGACAGAAGAAUGGUCUCCGAAAUACCUUCCAAUGGAACAGUCCAUCUUCAUUUAAAUAAACCUCUCUAUCAUUCAACACUGUCUCUACAGCAUCAGUGUAGAAUUGCAAUAAACAGACAUACAAGUAAAAUCCAGGAACUUCCAUUACCAACAAGAUUGAAGGAAUUCUUAAAGGAAUAUCGAUAUCGGGUAUAAGAAUCUACUCAGACUCAUUUUAAGAAAACAGGUCCUAAAUACAAUUUGUGAGAAAUCAAAAUCUUCAGCUGCAUGAACGUAUUGUAUAGGUCAUUGUGAAAAUGGUAUGUUAUUGUGUGUGUUUGUAGAUUUGAGUAGAGGACUUGGAUUUAGCUUUCCACUAUUAAAACUUUGGUGCUCAGUAAAGUCCCUGAUGCUAUUAGAAUUACAAGCUAAGGGAAAAUGGGUUUCAGUGGGAACAAGUGCCUACAAGACAAUGGUUCAUUGCUCUUUAAUACCUAUGCACUCACUUUGUUCUAAAAAUAAAUGAGGCAGUUUGGUAAGGUUCUCUUACAGAAAGUCAUCUUAUAAAAUAUUACUAAAUCCCAAUCCAAAUGAUGUGGCUGUCCUUCAAAAUAACUUCUGAAUAAUGUGGACCAGUCAGUGAUACCAUGGAUACCUUAAAAUAAUCUAUGGUCCUCAUUCUGAGAGCGUAUUACAUUCAUCAGUAUUUUGAAAGAUUAAGAAAGAUUUGCCAAUUCCUAGUGACCAUUUACAGUUGAAUGCUCCCCUCAUAUCAGAAGGGCUAAGAGGAGGGUAGGCAUCUGGAUUUCAGCAGCAAAUGACUAAUAACUCUGCAAUUAGGUCACUGUAAACCUUUUAUGAAGUUACAAAGGGAACAUACAUUUUGGGCAAUAAAUUUCCAGCUAGCAUAAAAGAUUGGCUGGAAAGACUCACUGUCUGAGAUUAUAUCAGUCUAAGGCUCCUGAUUAUGUAUUUUGCACAUUCUUAAUUAUAAUUUACAUAUUAAUAAAUAGUAAGCAUUUAUUUCCUUUUAUUCCUAAUAAUAUAGCACUCGAGUGUUUUCUUAUUAAAAACUUAUCUAGCAGUUCUUCCUGAUUAUGAAUGCAUGAAACUUUUUUUUAGGGGGGGGGAGGUGCCUUCAAGUCCAUGUGACUCUUUGCAAGUAUCUAGUCAAGUCUUGCAGUUUUCUUGGCAAAGUUUUUGGAAAAUGGCUUGCAAUUGCUUUCUUUCUAAGGCUGAGAGAAAGAGAGAGAAAGACUGACCGAAGAUCACCAGUUGGCUUGGAACUAGAACUUAUGAUUUUCUGAUUUCGAGCCUGAUGCCUUAACUACUACAUCAUACUGGUGUUCUUACAAAAGCUAUAGAGCAAUUUUAUCCAUUUUACUCAGAUUGUAAGCUUAGCAUUAUAGCAAAGUUUUAUUUGAACAGUCAAAAUGGGAUUAAAUUUCUAGGUAAGAUAUAAGGCAGUCAAUCACACAUGAACUCUAGUCACUCUGGGGAGCUACAACAAUCUCCUUCAUACACUUAGCUUCCAAAGCUUCACAAGCUCCACCCAAGCUUUCAGUAUAGUCUCCACAAAGCCUCCCUAAAUGGUAACUUUAAUCUGAAAGAAAGGGAAGUAUGAUAUACAUGGGAGUAACCAUGUCAGGCCAGAAACAACGGGUGAGACAGGUGGAAUCAAUCAUUCCUAAUUUAAGGCAAGGUAAAUUAAAAUAUUAUUCCAAA
Thamnophis elegans (Western terrestrial garter snake) is the source of this 5543-nucleotide messenger RNA. RefSeq names its product suppressor of cytokine signaling 2 (gene SOCS2). The coding region runs from base 3444 to 4034 and encodes 196 amino acids. NCBI's taxonomy places the organism in Eukaryota, Metazoa, Chordata, Lepidosauria, Squamata, Natricidae. Gene Ontology annotation, biological process: phosphatidylinositol phosphate biosynthetic process; intracellular signal transduction. The transcript has 2 exons. The record is from RefSeq and is a predicted model, not a curated record. Gene Ontology annotation, cellular component: phosphatidylinositol 3-kinase complex. Gene Ontology annotation, molecular function: 1-phosphatidylinositol-3-kinase regulator activity.